Molecule: messenger RNA, 1506 nt
Organism: Salvia miltiorrhiza (redroot sage)
Lineage: Eukaryota; Viridiplantae; Streptophyta; Magnoliopsida; Lamiales; Lamiaceae
Product: GATA transcription factor 12-like
Exons: 2
Coding region: 226-1293 (355 amino acids)
Biological process (GO): positive regulation of DNA-templated transcription
Cellular component (GO): nucleus
Molecular function (GO): sequence-specific DNA binding; zinc ion binding
Source: RefSeq, a predicted model, not a curated record
CUCCCUGUCCCCUUCUAACGCAAAUAAACCCCUCUCCUCACUUCUCUCCCUCAAAACUUCACUCUCUCUCUCUCUCUCUCCCUCUCCACAAACACACACACAUACUCUUUUCCCCCAUUUUUCUCUACACUUUCUCUCACUCACUCUCUCUCUCUCUCCCAUCCUUCAUUCCCUGCGUGUUGUGUGUGUGUGGAGAAGAAGAAGAAGAAAAAAAAAAUAAUCCCGAUGGAAGCCGCCCCCGAAUUCUUCGAAGCCGGCUACUACGACGCCGUCUUCACGCCGGAGAAGCGCCUCUCCGACGCCAAGAACGGCGACCAUUUCGCCGUCGACGACCUCCUCGACCUCCCCAACGACGACACUCUCGACGCGGCCGUGACCGGGCCCGCAGCCUCCGCCGACUCCUCCCCCGUCGCCUCGGCCGUCGUCGCCACCCCCGAGCCGCAUUUUUCCGCCGCGGACAUCGGUGGCCCCCGCGUCGCCGCCGGCGGCUGCGGCGGCGGCCACUUCUCCGGCGAACUCUGCGUCCCGUAUGAUGAUUUGGCUGAGCUAGAAUGGUUGUCGAAUUUCGUUGAGGAAUCAUUUUCAAGCGAGGAUUUGCAGAAGCUUCAGCUCAUACAAGGAAUGAAGGCCCGAAACGACAACGUUUCGGGCCCAAUUCAAUACCCACUCCAGCCCGAAACAACUGCAACGGGCCCCACGCUGCGGCCCGAGCUGUCGGUCCCCGCUAAGGCCCGGAGCAAGCGGUCACGCGCCGCCCCGGGGAACUGGACGUCCCGCCUCCUUGUGGUGGCACCGACCUCGCCCGUCGCCACGAAUGCUGUGCCGGCUAUGUCGUCAUCGUCGGAGUCUGACGCCUCGGCCGCCACCGCCAGGAAGGCGGCCAAGCCGGCAGCGCAGAAGAAAAAGGAAGGGCACGACGGCUCUAGCGGCGGUGGCGAGGGGCGGAAGUGCCUCCACUGCGCCACCGACAAGACGCCGCAGUGGAGGACCGGGCCCAUGGGCCCAAAAACUCUUUGCAAUGCAUGUGGAGUGCGGUACAAAUCGGGCCGGUUGGUGCCCGAGUACCGGCCCGCAUCCAGCCCAACCUUCGUUCUGACGAAGCACUCGAACUCCCACCGAAAGGUGCUCGAGUUGAGGCGGCAGAAAGAGAUGCAGAAGGCGCAGCCGCAGUCGGCUGCGCCUUCGUAUUUGCACCACCACCCCCACCAUCAAAAUGUGGUGUUUGAUGUAUCGAACGGUGAUGAUUACUUGAUUCAUCAACACAUCGGGCCCGAUUUUAGGCAGCUGAUUUAGAUAUAGUUCGAUAAUGAUGAUAAAGGUAUUAUUUUUUAUUUAUUUUUAUUGGGGAAGAUACUAUUUUUUUUGUCACAUUGUUAUUUCAAUUAGGACAUUAAUUCCUAACUCUAGGGGAAAAAAUAGAAAAUAGGAUCUAAUGUCCCUUGUAGUCUUUUUCUCUUUUGUUUUGGCAAAAGAUUGGCAAAUUAUUGGAACGUUUUUGUUUUUUAA